Messenger RNA from Capronia coronata CBS 617.96, 1140 nucleotides. RefSeq names its product branched-chain amino acid aminotransferase. The transcript is spliced from 2 exons. Gene Ontology annotation, biological process: branched-chain amino acid metabolic process. The coding region runs from base 1 to 1140 and encodes 379 amino acids. The record is from RefSeq and is a predicted model, not a curated record. Gene Ontology annotation, molecular function: branched-chain-amino-acid:2-oxoglutarate transaminase activity. Lineage: Eukaryota; Fungi; Ascomycota; Eurotiomycetes; Chaetothyriales; Herpotrichiellaceae.
AUGGCUCCUUUCCCGCCUCCCCCGGUCAACACCAUUGACUGGAACAAUGUCGGCUUCAAAGUCCGUGAGGUCAACGGCCACAUCGAGUCGACCUUCAGCCAUUCCUCGCCCAACCCAUCAUGGAGCAAACCACGCUUCGUCGCCUCUCCGCACCUGUCCAUCCACGGCAUGGCUCCUGGCUUGAACUACGGCGUGCAGUGCUACGAGGGCAUGAAAGCCUUCCGUCAGCCCGAUGGGAGCAUCACCAUCUUUCGACCCGACCGAAACGCCAAACGGAUGCAGCGCUCGGCAGAGUUCAUCUGCAUUCCACCAGUCCCGGAAGAGCACUUCAUAGAAUGUGUCAACUUGGCCGUCGCCAUGAAUGCCGAGUUCGUUCCGCCACACGAGACCGGUGCCGCCAUGUAUAUUCGUCCCCUGUUGUUUGGCUCCAGCGCUCAGCUCGGCCUCAAUCCCCCAGAUGAGUACACCUUUGUGGUCUUCGUUAUGCCCACGGGCGUUUAUCAUGGCUCCCAUGCCGUUGAUGCGCUCAUUCUCGAGGACUUCGACCGCUCCGCGCCAGAGGGCACGGGCAGCGUCAAACUCGGCGGCAACUAUGCCCCUGUACUGCGCCACAGCGAAAAGGCCCACCAGGCCGGCUACGGCAUCACCUUGCAUCUUGACAGCAAGACGCGCACCGAGGUCGACGAGUUCUCGACUUCGGGUUUUAUCGGGGUCCGCGUGGAUGGUGACAAGACCACUGUCGCCGUGCCGGAUAGCAAAAACGUUAUCGAGUCCGUGACAUCCGAAUCCGCCUGUCAGAUCGCAAGGGAUGUUUUUGGGUACAAAGUCGAGAAACGUCCUAUUAAAUAUGAGGAGCUGCCGGAGUUCAAGGAGAUCAUGGCUGCCGGAACCGCCGCGUCGCUCGUGCCCAUCAAAAGCAUCACUAUGAAGUCCCGGGCUGACAAGUUCGAGUAUCCCGUGAAUGAGAAGCUGGAACCAGGCCCUGUCUGCACCCAACUGUUAUCGACGCUGAAAGGCAUCCAGCAAGGAAAAGUCAAGGACCAGUUUGGCUGGAACAUGACUGUCACCGAGCCUCCCAGCGACUUUGUCAAGGCGUCCUCGAACGGCAGCCUCAACGGGGCCGUGGACCAGUUGCCAUGA